AUGGCCCUGUUUUCAAGAACCAACAAUUUGCUCAAUGGCUUGUGUAAAAAAUUCAGCAUUCUUUUCCAAUUAUCGAAUCCCAUUUGCACAAAAGCCAAUCCAGACCAAUUACAGUUGGCUAACAGUCUCAUCUCCAUCUUCACAAGGAGACCCUUUAUCCCUGAAGGCCAAGAACUGAAUGUUCUGGGGUCAAAACUCACCACUGAAAUCGUUGAAACCGUUUUGAAAGGGCUCAAGAGUUGGAAAAUAGCUGAUAGGUUUUUCAAAUGGGCUUCAAGUCAAUGUGGGUUCAGGCACAAUUGCUAUACUUACAAUGCCAUGGCUUCAAUCCUAUCACAUGCUCGACAAAGUGCCUCACUGAGGGAUUUAACUACAGAGCUGGUGAGUUCAAGGUGUUAUAUGACACCGGGGGCUUUUGGUUACUUUUUAAGGUGUUUGGGAAGUCAAGGGCUGGUUCAGGAAGCUAAUGCCUUGUUUGAUGAGGUGAAAAGAUUGAAUCUUUGUGUCCUGAAUGGUUACAGCUAUAGUUGCCUUUUGGAGGUGAUUGCGAAGUCCGGUAAUGUUGAUUUGAUUGACUUUAGAAUAAAUGAAAUGCGUGGAUUAGGGUGGCAGCUUGAUAAGUACUCUUUGACUCCAGCGUUGCAAUGUUAUUGCAAUGCAGGGAAGUUCCAACAGGCGUUGGAUGUGUUUAAUGAAAUGCAUCAGAAGGGAUGGCUUGAUGCUCAUGUUUUCUCAAUCUUGGCGGUGUCUUUUAGCAAAUUGGGUGAGGUGGAUAAAGCGUUUGAGCUGAUAGAAAGGAUGGAUAAUCUCAAGAUUAACUUGAAUGAGAAAACUUUCUAUGUCUUGAUUCAUGGGUUUGUUGGGGAAGGAAGAGCAGACAAGGCCAUACAACUCUUAGAUAGAGUGCAGAAACUGGGAAUUAGUCCAGACAUUUCAAUUUAUGAUGUGCUAAUUAGAGGUCUGUGCAAGAAUAAAGAGAUUAAGAAAGCUCUGCAGUUGUACUCAGAAAUUAAUGAGUUAGGUAUACACCCUGAUGUUAAAACAGUUGCGGAGCUUAUAUCAUGUGUGCUUGAGGAGAGAGAUAUCAUGCGGUUACUGGAGGAAAGGCCACAAGAUUUAGAUGCGGAAUCAAUUCUUCUGUUGUAUAAUUCUGUUUUAAAAGGUCUUGUCAAUAUUGGCUUAGUUAACAAAGCUCAUUGUUUGCUAAGAUCAAUGAUGCAUGAUGGAUCGGGUAUCGAUCUUGAUGUGGACAAACUAUUUGGUGGACAAACAAUUCGCCCUAACACCACUUCCUUUGAGAUAAUUGUUGAUGCUCUUUGUUCAAGUGGUAAGUUAGAUGAUGCUUUGGGUCUCUUCAGAGAUAUGGAUAGAAUCAAUUGUUCCCGUAGUGUAAUACUGUACAAUAAUAUGAUUGAUUUUUUGAGUAAUGCCGAUAGGCUGACUGAAUGUUAUGAACUGCUGAUUGAGAUGAAGGAAUUCGGAUUCCAGCCGACACAUUUUACGUACAAUUCCAUAUUUGGUUGCCUGUGCAGGCAAAUGAAUGUUACCCGGGCCCUUCAUCUUGUCAGAGAUAUGCGUGCUUGUGGUCAUGAGCCUUGGAUAAAAAACUAUACACUGCUUAUCAAGAAACUGUGCAAACAUGGGAGAGCAGUUGAGGCUUGUAACUUUCUUGAUGAAAUGGUGAUAGAAGGUUUCCUUCCUGAUAUGGUUGCAUAUUCUACAGCUAUUGAUGGUCUUUUGAAGAUCAAAGAAAUAGACAGAGCUUUGAAGCUGUUUAGGGACAUUUGUCUGCGUGGUUAUGGCCCUGACGUGGUUGCCUACAAUAUUUUAAUACAUGGGUUGUGUAAGGCCCAAAAGUUGCCUGAAGCACAAGACCUCCUGAAUGAGAUGCUGGAGAAGGGGCUUGUUCCAUCAGUUGUUACUUACAAUUUGCUUAUCGAUGGAUGGUGUAAGAAUGGUGAUAUUGAUCAGGCCAUGUUAUGCCUAUUGAGAAUGGCUGAGAAAGAGCGAGAGCCCAAUGUCUUUACUUACACUACUUUAAUAGAUGGCCUAUGUAAUGCAGAAAGACCAAGUGAUGCACUGAAGCUUUGGAUGGAAAUGGAAGAAACUGGGUGUGCUCCGAACAGGAUAACUUUUAUGGCCCUAAUCAAUGGGCUCUGCAAGUGCAAUAGGACUUCUGAUGCUCUAGUAUAUUUGCUCAAGAUGGAGGAGAAGGACAUGAUUCCUGAUGCUUUUAUUUAUGUAGCAUUAAUAGAUGCACAUUUAUCUAAUUCGGACCCAGGAACAGCUUUUGACUUGUUCACAAAAAUGAUCCAGAACAGAAUUUUUCCUGAUUCAACUGAUAAGAACAAUGUGAUUCUUAAGCAAGCAAUAUCUAGUUUAUCUGAAGAUCCUAGAACCUCAUCAAGUGUUAAGCAUCUUAUGGCCCUGGGGAGCAUUCCCGCACAUCUGUGUUUCUGAAGUGUGAAUUAGAAUAAAUAUCUGGUUGCACCGUUAAUGGUCUAGUGUGACUAUUAUCAGAUGGUAACUCAGUUAAAACUAAGGUGUAUCAGAAUGGUAUAAUUGAAUGAUAUUGGAGCCUUCAUCAAUGAAUUCAUAGCAUUGUACUUUUGGCCUUCAGGGUCCUUGGAGCCUCUAAUCCUGCCUCCAGCUUCAGGACUAUAUAAUUCCUUCAUCUAUGAAUAUGUGCUGUGGCAUCAAAAUCUAUGAAAGUCCAGUUGAGACUGCAAUCUAGCUGCCUCAGCUUCAGGACCAAAUCUGCAAGUAGUCCCUUUUUAGUGUUGGAAAUUGGCGUCAAUGAUGAUUGCUUGAUCGGAUGCACUUCCAAGCCAAGCAUGGGCAGGAGUUUCUCACGUUUGAACAAUUCUGCAGUAAUGGGCAUCCAAUGAAUAUGUCCUUGGGGCAAAUUCAGCUUUGGUCCUCAUCUCCCGUUAGGAUCUAACUUAGGGCCUAUCUUGUUUCCCACAAGAAGAAAAAAGAAAAGAUAUAGGGCCAUUUGAUAAAACUGAAAUCUGA
Molecule: messenger RNA, 3015 nt
Organism: Coffea eugenioides
Lineage: Eukaryota; Viridiplantae; Streptophyta; Magnoliopsida; Gentianales; Rubiaceae
Product: putative pentatricopeptide repeat-containing protein At5g08310, mitochondrial
Exons: 3
Coding region: 1-2460 (819 amino acids)
Molecular function (GO): protein binding
Source: RefSeq, a predicted model, not a curated record